CAAGGCUAUAAUGUUGGACAUGCUGGUGGCCUCCAUGGACACAUCAGCGACAACGAUUGAGUGGGCACUCUCCGAACUCAUGAGGCAUCCGAAAGCGAUGAAGAAAGUCCAAAAAGAGCUAGAAAAUGUUGUUGGAUUGGAUAAAAUGGUGGAGGAAUCAGACUUGGAGAAAUUGGACUACUUGAACAUGGUAGUGAAGGAAACCUUUAGGCUACAUCCAGUAGCACCAUUACUGAUUCCUCAUGCAUCCAUUGAAGAUUGCACUGUCAAUGGAUACCACAUACCCAAAAAAUCUCGGGUCCUCAUAAACGUGUGGGCAAUCGGGAGAGACCCGAAUGCUUGGACAGAUGCAGAGAAGUUCAUACCAGAAAGAUUUGAGGGUAGCAGCGUUGAUGUUAGAGGAAAUCACUUUCAGCUUAUCCCAUUCGGCUCUGGCCGAAGACGUUGCCCUGGAAUUCAGCUAGGCCUUACUGUGGUGCAGUUAGUGCUGGCACAACUUGUGCAUUGUUUUGAUUGGGAACUUCCGAAUAACAUGUUGCCAGAAGAGUUGGACAUGACUGAGGAGUUUGGCCUUACGGUUCCAAGGGCCAAGCACCUACUCGCUAUACCUUCCUAUCGCCUUCGCAAAUCAGCAUAAGGUGCAUGUACCACUCUUGUAGCUUCAUAUAUUUGCUUUCUUCACCUGAGGAAAAUAAAGAUAAAAAAGAAUUGAAUAAAA
Messenger RNA from Prunus mume (Japanese apricot), 718 nucleotides. RefSeq names its product cytochrome P450 71AU50-like. Gene Ontology annotation, molecular function: oxidoreductase activity, acting on paired donors, with incorporation or reduction of molecular oxygen; heme binding; iron ion binding. NCBI's taxonomy places the organism in Eukaryota, Viridiplantae, Streptophyta, Magnoliopsida, Rosales, Rosaceae. The record is from RefSeq and is a predicted model, not a curated record.